CCGCCAGCCUCCUCCUAGUCAUCAGCCUGGUCUCCCCCAUGACAAUGUCUUCCAUGAAGAUUGAGUGUGUUUUGCGGGAGAACUGCCGCUGUGGUGAGUCUCCAGUGUGGGAGGAGGCGUCCAACUCUCUGCUCUUCGUAGAUAUUCCUGCCAAAAAGGUUUGCCGGUGGGAUUCUCUCAGCAAGCAAGUGCAGCGAAUGACCAUGGAUGCCCCUGUCAGCUCUGUGGCCCUUCGCCAGUCGGGAGGCUAUGUUGCCACAGUUGGAACAAAGUUCUGUGCUUUGAACUGGGAAGAUCAGUCAGCAGUUGUCUUGGCCACAGUAGAUAAAGAGAAGAAAAACAAUCGAUUCAAUGAUGGGAAGGUGGAUCCUGCUGGGAGAUACUUUGCCGGUACCAUGGCUGAGGAAACAGCUCCGGCAGUUUUGGAGCGCCGCCAAGGGUCCCUGUACUCCCUCUUUCCUGACCACCAUGUGGAAAAGUACUUUGACCAGGUGGACAUCUCCAACGGUUUGGAUUGGUCUAUGGACCACAAAAUCUUCUAUUACAUAGAUAGCCUGUCCUACUCCGUGGAUGCCUUUGACUAUGACCUGCAGACGGGAAAGAUUUCCAACCGCAGAAGUGUUUACAAGCUGGAGAAGGAAGAACAAAUCCCAGAUGGAAUGUGUAUUGAUGUUGAGGGGAAGCUCUGGGUGGCCUGUUACAAUGGAGGAAGAGUGAUCCGUUUGGAUCCUGAGACAGGGAAAAGACUCCAAACUGUGAAGUUGCCUGUUGAUAAAACAACCUCAUGCUGCUUCGGAGGGAAGGAUUACUCUGAAAUGUACGUGACCUGUGCCCGGGAUGGGUUGGACUCCAAGGGUCUUCUGCAGCAACCUGAGGCUGGUGGAAUUUUCAAGAUAACUGGCCUAGGAGUCAAAGGAAUUCCUCCCUAUCCUUACACAGGAUGAGUGACAUCCUCUUCCUAGUGGAGGAGACGUAGAGGACAAUUAGAAAAUUCUGGAGCUGAAAUUUCCAUCUAGUUACCAAAAACGAAGCAAUGACAUUAACAGGAUUAAAUUUUUAUUUACAAUUUUU
Budorcas taxicolor (takin) is the source of this 1071-nucleotide messenger RNA. RefSeq names its product regucalcin (gene RGN). The record is from RefSeq and is a predicted model, not a curated record. Gene Ontology annotation, biological process: L-ascorbic acid biosynthetic process. Bases 39 to 944 code for a protein of 301 amino acids. Gene Ontology annotation, molecular function: enzyme regulator activity; gluconolactonase activity; calcium ion binding. The transcript has 7 exons. NCBI's taxonomy places the organism in Eukaryota, Metazoa, Chordata, Mammalia, Artiodactyla, Bovidae.